AUGCUUCCCGACCAGCGGAUCGUAAUGAGCGUGCGUCCCGAACUCUGUCAAGCGUGCCUCGGCAUCGAUUCGCAAAAUGAUGACAGCAUGAAUGGGAUGAAUGGGAGGCAUGACGUUAACGGUCAUGGGUCAGAAACGGAGACCGAAGCUGAAACGGAGACAUCAGGGAACGAGCCCUAUGGCUACUGA
Sparassis crispa is the source of this 189-nucleotide messenger RNA. RefSeq lists its product as hypothetical. The record is from RefSeq and is a predicted model, not a curated record. Lineage: Eukaryota; Fungi; Basidiomycota; Agaricomycetes; Polyporales; Sparassidaceae. Bases 1 to 189 code for a protein of 62 amino acids. The transcript has a single exon.